Colletotrichum scovillei is the source of this 483-nucleotide messenger RNA. RefSeq lists its product as uncharacterized. The record is from RefSeq and is a predicted model, not a curated record. NCBI's taxonomy places the organism in Eukaryota, Fungi, Ascomycota, Sordariomycetes, Glomerellales, Glomerellaceae. Bases 1 to 483 code for a protein of 160 amino acids. The transcript is spliced from 2 exons.
AUGUGUCAAGAUCGUGAGGAGGGGCUAUCAAGCCUCGUCUUCGGAACGACUGAGCCCAACGACAACACGAUCGAGAUAUUCCAGACACCAACACACCAUCCUCUCAUCUUACAAUCCAAACAACCUUCAACAACCAAAACCCAACUCUUCAACCAAGGAACCCCCUUACCAACCAUCAGUAAGCGGUUUUCCUCUCAUCAUCCAAGAGUCAGAACAGCUAACUCGAUCAUAGAAAUGAAGACUUCCGCCAUCAUCGCCGUCGCCGCCCAGGCCGUUGCCGUCUUUGCCAACUGCAGAGUUCAGGUCCUCGACGCCAACAACUUCCAGAUCGGCACCGCCUGCAUCCCUAAGGAUGGACAGGGCUCCGUCAGUUACAACGGCCGCAACUACUUCAUCACCGCCACCUCCAGCUGUGGCCUCGGCUUCAUCAGCACCCAGACUCACCCUGCUGGCUGGCAGCUCAAGCUCCUCGGCAACUGCUAA